ACGAGAAAGAGAUCCGCUGUUUCACAUCACGACAGUUUGGACUUUACAUAUAGGGAAGUGUUAUAGAACAUAGCACUGUAAAUAAUUUGUAGUUCGUUUUCUUCGUAUGGAAGUCUGUGUGCUCACUGUACAAGUACAGUGCUGCAGAACGGCUGGUUUUCAUGGAAGCGAAUCGUGAUUUAAUGGAGUUCACUGUCAAGAAACCUACUGUAAAGUGUGACCUUGGAAGAUCAGGCAGAUAGUGAAAAAGGCUAUCUGUUCAAGAAGAGUCAAUGGAGGCAUUUACAAAGGUUGAAUGCUUGCUGCAGGAGGAGACCAUCAAGAAAACAGAGGAAGUAUUGGAAGCUGUUAAGAGAGAGAAUGAUAACCCAGGUACAGAAGCCAGUACCACAACAAACAAGCUAAAGUUUUCUGAAGAAUAUACCAAUGACGAGCAAAGUGAGACUCCGAGGAAGAAAGCCAAAAAGCAUAAAAAACAUAAGCGUAAAAAGAAAAGCAAGAAAAAAAAGACCAAAAAAACGAAGAAUCUGCCUCCUUUACGAUCUAGGGCAGAUUCAAGUUCUACAUCAGUACGGUAUUCAGAUUCAGAAACUAGCUCUUGCCUCCCAUCCCCUUCUAAUACAGAUUUAAAAGAUACUAAAAGUUUAAAAUCCUUCAUGUUAGUUGAAGAUCAAAAUCAUGUGAAAGCAUUAGACAGUGGCAAAGGGAUAUUGCAGGAAGAGAGGUGCUCUUCUUUGCAAGACUGCUCUGCUGAAGCUGUGGAUCAGGUGACCUGUAGUAUAACUAUUAAAAAAGAAAAGUCUUUCAGCGAAGUUGCUUGUAGUCUUCAAGAGAGGAGAGUCAGUAGUACCUUGGUGUUUGACAGCACCAUGUCUGCAGUUCAUAUUAAGGAAGAAGAUAUAGAUGUAUUAGGAAACUCUAAGCAAAAGAAAGGUAAACUGCAUAUUAAAAACACUUCCAUCAUGUUAGAAAAAACUGACAGUAAGGAUGAAAGAAAGCUGAAGAAACAUAAAAAACGUAAGACUAAGUCUAACAGUGCUGAAGAACAAAAUACACAGUCUAAUUCUCCUUCUGAUGAUAAAAGUACCAAGUUAAAAUGCAGUGGCUCUUCAGAGUCCAAGAAGAAACAUUUGCAGCAAGUAUGUGAGUCGCUAUCUACUGAAAGGAGAAAACAUCACAAGUCCUCAGCAUCCUCUUUGAAGAAUCAUUCUAGAACUGAAACUUCAAAGGACAGCUCUCACAAGCAUACUUGUGAGCCUCAUUCAAAGGCAGAUCAAUGCUCAUUAACACAGAACACAACCUCGUAUUCCGAGUCAUGCUGUGCAAACAAGCAUUCCCAUUCACAUCGUAAACAUAAAAAAAGAUCCAGAUCCAAGUCCAUUAGCAGGUGCACAUCAUCCAGAGAAAAAGAGAAAUACUCUCAUAGAUUGGGGUCAGGUGACAGAAGGCACAGAUCAGGAUCUACAGAACAUGACAGGGUGCUGACAAGAAAGCGCCACAGAAGCCGGUCUGCAGAUCACCAUAGAUCUGUCUCAUAUGGAAAGAGACGUGCUGUCAGCAGAUCACCAGAAUGUCGUCAUAGGUCAACGUCACCUAGAAGAGGCCGCUCUCCAGAUCAUAAAAGAGCUUCUAGAUCUCCUCACAGGAAUAGGAGUUGUAGCAGAUCUCCCAAGCGUCUUACUGAAAUAGAGAAGGCUCAUUUGCUUGAAAUAGCUAAAGCUAAUGUAGCAGCAAUGUGUGCAAAUGGUUACCUGCCUUUAUCUCUACACCUGAUCCCUGUUGUUACUCCAGUAACACUGGAAGAGAAGCUCACAGUGAAAGCAGGAGGGAAGUCGCUACAGGAACUCACUGAGAAAUGCAAGCAGAUUGCUCAAAGUAAGGAGGAAGAAGAACCUGUGAACAAACCUUAUGUUUCUGAUGAGGAAGAUGAUCAGCCGUUUCCAAGUCAGUCUCUAAAACUGAAUGAACCAAAGCUAAUUUCCUUCAGUUUAAAUAAUUCCACUGUAAAGCCAGCACCAAAAAACCAAGCAGUACUGACAAAAGAAUUUCCAGUGUCUUCAGGGAGUCAGCAUAGAAACAAAGAGGUGGGUGGUGUGUAUGGAGUAUGGAUCCCUGUUGAAAAAAGCACUGAAAAGAGCAAUCAGCCUGUCUUCAUUAACCCUAAACCCACAGAGAAUGUGAAUAUCUCUGCUACUGUGAACAACAGAGCAUUAGCUCAGAAAAGGCUAACAGAGAAUCCAUUUGAUGUUGAAGCUAUGUGCAUGUUAAAUCAAGUGCAAGAACAGAUCAACACUUGGGCACAAUCAAACUCUUUGCCUGGCCAAUUUAUGGGAAGCACUAAUGUUCCAGUAAUCCCUACAGAUGUAUUAUUAAACAGUGGUCCACAGGCAUGGCUUAAAAAGCAUCAAUUUUCAAAAGCUGCACCUGUAUGUGGAGGGAUGGGAGCGUACAUGAUGAGGAAAAUGGGCUGGAAGGAAGGAGAAGGAUUGGGAAAGAACAAAGAAGGGUCUGUUGAGCCACUUGUAAUAGAUUUCAAGGUUGAUCGGAAAGGUCUACUCGCUGUGGGUGAAAAGACCCAAAAGAAAGCUGGGAGUUUUGUAGCAAUGAAGGAUCUCUCAGCUGAAAAAGAGGAAGAAAUAUUCUUUGCUGCUUUGAAUGAUGACCACCAGAUAACUGUGUAUAGAAAUCCCUUGCAAGUGGCAGGAGCAUCAUCAUCUGGUGUGUUCAGGCUGAGAGAUGAGCGUUCUAAAAAUUUCUUCUGCAGAACAGGAAAACAUCCAGUUUCAGCACUAAUGGAAAUCUGUAAUAAGAGAAAGUGGUCACCACCUGAAUUUAUGUUAGUUAAUCACAGUGGUCCUGAUCACCGCAAACAUUUUCUUUUUAAGGUGCGGCUCAAUGGGUGUGAAUAUCAGCCUAAAUUUGCCAGUCCUAACAAGAAGCAUGCCAAAGCUGCAGCAGCGACUGUGGCACUUCAAGCUAUGGGUCUUGUUCCAAAGGACAGCACACCAGCAUCAAGUGACUUCACUAAAGCAGAAACAGAGGCUAUGGACCUUGUUCCAAAGGACAGCACAUCUGCAUUAAGUGAUGUCACUAAAGCAGAAAUGCAACCUGUAGGGCCAAAUGACAGCACACCAGCAUCAAGUGACUUCACUAAAGCAGAAACGCAAGCUUUGGGCCUUGUUCCAAAGGACAGCACACCUGUAUCAGUUAACUUUGCUAUACCAGAAAAAGAGGCUUUUGACCUUGUUCCAAAGAAUGAUAUGUCUGCAUCAAGUGACUUCUCUAAAACAGAAACACAGGCAGUGAGUCUUGUUGCAAAGGACAGCACAUUUGCAUCCCGUGACUUUAUUAAAGCAGAAAUACGAGUUAUAGGUCCAGAGGACAGUACAUUUGCAUCAAAUUAUUUCAUUAAAGCAGAAACACAAGCUAUGGGCCUUGAUCCUAAGGAAAACGCACCAGCAUCAGGCAAAUUCACUAAAGCAGAAACACAAACUGUGGGCCUUGUUCCAAAAGACCGCACAUCUGCAUCCAGUGAUUUCACUAAAUCAGAACUACAAGCUAUUGGCCUUGUACCAAAGGACAGCACAGCUGAAUCAAGUGACUUCACAAAAGCAGAAAUAACUAAAAUAAUUAUUGAUGGCAGUGGAGCCAUUCUAAUGUAGCUCAAAUGCAGAAAAUGAGCGCAAAACUGAAUUUCUGCUAGAACUAAAACAAAUGACAUGACCACUGCACUGAAGUUUAAUUGAAUUAAAAUCUGGAGGGUUUGCUAAGUUACUGAACUGGAUUAACACGCACAAGUUCCUUUAUGGAGGUACCUUUAUAUACAGUUGUAUUUAAUUUUAAUCUGUUUCUGUUAUUUCCUUAAGUAACUGCCAUAUAUUUUAAUUAAUAUCCACUGACAUGAAAACAUUUUCAGAGCAUCAUUGUAAUUUAGUUGUUUAUGAAGAGACUUUUGUUCUUCCCGCAACAUUUUUCUGGCAGGAAGUAACAUUUUAGUCAUUUUCUUAUUUUUCAUAAGACCUGUCGUUGGAUACAAUUAUGUUAAAUGUAUUGAAAUAUCUAACAUGUUUAUAGACAUGAGGUUUGUCUUAAAGUACUGUUUUGAAAGCGUCUACAUACACCUGCCUUUAAAUGAUUAUGUGUAUACUAAUUAUUUAUUUAUCUGUAACCAGGAGUGGUCCACUGUUUUGCAAUGUCCCAUUUUCAGGGGCACAAUUAAAGGCAGAAAUGAA
Protopterus annectens (West African lungfish) is the source of this 4232-nucleotide messenger RNA. RefSeq names its product SON DNA and RNA binding protein (gene SON). The transcript is spliced from 13 exons. The coding region runs from base 273 to 3662 and encodes 1129 amino acids. Gene Ontology annotation, molecular function: RNA binding. Gene Ontology annotation, biological process: regulation of cell cycle; regulation of mRNA splicing, via spliceosome. The record is from RefSeq and is a predicted model, not a curated record. NCBI's taxonomy places the organism in Eukaryota, Metazoa, Chordata, Ceratodontiformes, Protopteridae.